AUGCUGUCAAUGUUAAACUGCAGUCUACUUGCUGUCUUCGUACUCGUUGUUCUUGUCAUCGAAGCAAAACCUGUUCGCGAAUCAUCGAGUGCUUCGAAUGACAAACAAGCAAUUAAACCGAAUCAACAACUGUAUGAAAUCUACAAGUUUAUGCGUGCGGAUCCACGCUUAGCCGAUUUCUCGAAUAAAGAACUGAUUGUGUUCAUUCAUCAGAAUCUUCUCGAUGAUAUUGGAGAUGCGCCUCGUACAGAACAAGUCACUGAUGAUCUUCGAACGACAUCGGUUACGACCACCGAUUCUAAUAUCGACGAUACUAUUUCACCGACUAAUGGCCCUUUUGGUGGCACAACUGCCGACACAUUGAGCAUGUUAACACUUGUAACUGACAGUUCAAGCAGCCAUGCGACAACUACUAUCCAAGAAACAGGAACGUCAACUACCACAACUACCACGGACACUACUAGUUCCGUUAAGCCCACCUACAAUGCAGUUGCAAUUUGGAACACAGUUGCCGGUGGUAACAGUACAUUAGCUUCUGAAGGUACGGGAAGUGGUUGUUAUCAGCCUGGACAUGGACCGCUGCAAUUAUUCGACGGUGAUACAAGCACAUCGUAUCGUGCUUAUGGAUCAUUGUCUCCAAAAAAUAAAGCAGGAUUAAACACUGGAUUCUAUUUAACGUCUUCACUAGGUGCAUUUAAAAUAAGCGCUGUGCGGUUCGCAACAGCGUCUGAUCAUAUGUACAGUCCUCGUACAAUAACUAUAGAAGGCAGCAAUGAAACAACAGCUACUAUACUUCAAGUAGGCACCGCAUGGAUGCUUCUAUAUAAUGGAGCAACAGGUUUCAGUGAUGAUCAAGGUGAAAAUACACUUGGGUCAUAUGUAACUUUUAAUAAAACGAAUAUGUUUUUUGCAUAUCGUUUUCUUGUUACGUCAAAGCGCGGAACUUCGGACAGCGUUGAAUACAGCGAAGUCGAAUUUCAAUAA
This is a messenger RNA of Adineta ricciae, 984 nucleotides long. NCBI's taxonomy places the organism in Eukaryota, Metazoa, Rotifera, Eurotatoria, Adinetida, Adinetidae. The record is from the annotation of a GenBank genome assembly.